AUGGACGGGGAGCCGGAGCUGGGAACUGGAACUGGAACUGGAGCUGUCAGAGCUUGUUGCUCAAAGCUUGACAAAUUACGGACGGAUAUUUCGUUUGUAUGCAUCCCUGAAUAUCCUAUGGGGACAGGAGUAUGGAGUACCGACGGGAAGGUCGUGGAGCGAACGAUGCAGCGCAUCGCACGGCUUGCGCCCCCCAAUCGUCUGGCGCAGAGCAGAACAGGAGGAGCUGCAAAGUCCGUAAAUGUGGAUGUGACCUGCAAGGUCAUCGAGUAUCCGUCCGGCCAGGGUCAUCUUAUCAUGCACUCCAUUAACCUCGGAUACCUACAACCUUGCGGCCCAUUCUUCACCUCCGAGGGAGAUCAUAAUCGCGCACUUAAGCGAACGGAACGGGGAGGGGGUCACAACCGCAUUGAUUAA
Microsporum canis CBS 113480 is the source of this 417-nucleotide messenger RNA. RefSeq lists its product as uncharacterized. The record is from RefSeq and is a predicted model, not a curated record. NCBI's taxonomy places the organism in Eukaryota, Fungi, Ascomycota, Eurotiomycetes, Onygenales, Arthrodermataceae. Bases 1 to 417 code for a protein of 138 amino acids. The transcript has 2 exons.